AGAAGAAGAGGAAGAUGACAGCCACCACCACCACCACUGCUUCUCCGAGGAAGAGGAUAAAAAAGGAGGAGGAAGAGGAGGAGGAGGAGGAGGAAGAGGAGGAGGUGGAGGUGGAGGAGGAGGAACAUCUGCUUGUGGAAGAUGAGUCCUGGACGAAGGAGGCCACGCUGGAGUUAAUGGAGAGAGUCACCCGCCAGCUGCCUCCCCCAGAAAAGGACAGCAAAUCCUACCGGGUGACUUUGAAGAGGAUCGAUUGGGGUGCUGCUGCCUUGCCCGGAAGAAGUCCUGACUCUUGCAAAGCCCACUUCAUGAUGCUGUUCAAGAAGAUUUCACCCUUUAAAACCUUGGCAACAAUCGUGGGUGAGAUGAUGAAGAUGGUGACCUCUGGGUACCGUGAUCGCAGAAACCGCCCCCUGCCUAUCCAUCGUUUCCUCAAGGACUUCUUCACUGAGGAACUCAAGGAGAAGGCCAAGAGGAACGGGGAUAACAUGUUGAAGCUGGGACAUCAAGCUUGGAAGGAGCUGCCAGUUGGGAAGAAGGAGGUUUACAUGCAGAGCUACAAGGAAGAGUGCUCAAAGAUUAUGAAGAGUGGCAGCAGCCCGACCAAAGAUUCAGGUGUUAAGUUGCCUAAGGUGCCAUAUCAGAUAUGCUGGGAGAAGGAGCGGGACACCAUAAAGACCCGCCACAGGAGCAGAACCUACUACUCGAACCUACCUGCGGAGAAACAGCUGCCAUACAUUACUGAAUCGUUAAAAUCAAUGAUGGAAUUCGAGAAGGAGAAAGCGCGUUUAGCAGCAUCCGAUCCAGAAUAUCAGCCCCCUUCUCAUCCGUCCCUGAGUAAACUGGACCUGAAGACAUACCUGGAGGCUGUUGGGUGCCCUCCACUGGCCUCCACAAGGCCCUCAGUGGUGUUCUAUAAGGAGGUGAUGCAGAAGGGCCUCCUUGACAGUAUCCCUGGGCUGCAGAAGAUGGGGAAGGCUAUGCAAAUGUACAAGAAGUUAAAUGAGGCAGAGAAAAAUGUGUACAAGCUUAAAUUUAGAAAGGAACAAGAGGAUUUCCAGGAGAACCUCAAGGAGUGGGCCAAUGAUCAGGAUGAAGUGACUCUCUACGCUCUCAAGAUAUAUAAAGAUGUAAUGGCAGGGUUUGCAAUGCCGCCAGGAAGGAGAACAAGACACACAAAGGCAGAGGAUGUGUUCCCGUACAAAGAGGUACCCGAUACAUCAUGUCCACGGUUUAGACAAGAGCCCUCACGACCCCCAGCCACCCCUUACCACCUCUUUGCCGCUAAGUUCAAGCUGACCGUCACUGAUCUGUUGGGGUCGGAGCUGUUGGCGGCAACCAGGGAGGCUUGGAAAUCGCAGAGUGUGGAGGUCAGGGAAGCGUACGCAGAACGGUGCCGUAAAUUACACAAGAAGUAUGCGGCAGAAUUGAAGAGUUGCGUUCGAGACAUGGAGCAGAAGACUCGCUAUCUCUUCCUGGGAUUCAAUCGCAUUCCGUUAUACCGUUUCUUCGACAAUUGUGACAUUUUCGACGAGUUUCCGAACAGCGAGGAGUACCCAGUGUUUGUCAAGGCCUCGAGUGACCUGUUUGCAUUGCCAGCUGCCACGAAGGAGGAGGAAAAAGACGUCAAAACUCAGAAAAAGAAGAAAAUGUUGUCGCCAGUUUUGUUUACCGAUCUUAAUGCACCGCCAGGGUCAGAUGAGGUCAAAGGUCAAAGGUCGUCAGUCACCAAACAUCAAGAGGAGAGUGAAGAGGAAGAGGAAGAGGAGAGUGAGGAGGAGGAGGAGGAGUCACAGAGCUUGCCGACUUUCAUAUCGCCAAUAAAGUUGCCUAAGAAGAAACCAACUACCACCACCAAGAAGGCACUCCCCCCACCCCCCUCUGAUGAUGAUGAUGAGGAAGAGGAGGAGGAUGACGAUGACGAUGAUGAUGGUGGUGUGGCCCCCUCCUGGCGCUCUGGCCCCCCCACCCCCAAUACCUCUGCCCAGCUUAAGAAGGCCACCACUGCCAGCCCCAAGAAGAAGACCACCACCACCACCACCACCAGCCCCAAGAAGAAGGCACCACCACCCCCGAAGGCGCCCCCUGCACCCCCUAGUGAUUCUGAGGAGGAGGAGGAGGAGGAUAGUGAAGAGGAUGUGACCCCUGCCUGGCGCUCUGGUCCCCCCACCCCUGCCACACCUGCCAACCGUGCCUCGCCAAAGAAGGCCAAACAACAACGACAACGACAAGAGAGCAGUUCGUCAGGUUUCUCCGACACAGACUCCGAUUAACGCCACCACCACCACCACCACCACCACCACCCUAGUAAAUCUUUGUCACUAAUCUCUCUCUCUCUCUUUCUCUCUGUUCUAAACGAUUAUGGGUGUUUCUGGUGAGUUUUGAGGUGUUUUGAGUGUUUUAUGCUAGUUUUACACACACACACACACACACACACACACACACACAAGGCAGUUAUUUAAUUUUAAGGAUGUCAUUUGUAAACAUUAUUAUUAGUAUUAGUUUCUCUAGAAGCUUAAAAUGUUCGUUUGAGUGUGAAAGAAAAAAAAUUGUCUCUAUAAAUGGUUGAAAUAAUUCCAUUUUUAUUGAAGCUAUUUUUAUUUAUUUAUUUAUUUUGUGUUUACCUUGUUAGAAUGGUAAGAAGAUUAAUAUUUUGUCAUUUUUAUUAUUAUUAUUAUUAUUUUUAUUUAUUUAUUUUUUUUUUCUAGGCUAAGAAAUAUUAAGGUGCUCAAUUUGUCAUAGUCUCUCUCUCUCUCUCUCUCUCUCUCUCUCUCUCUCUCUCUCUCUCUCUCUCUCUCUCUCUCUCUCUCUCUCUCUCUCUCUCUCUCUCUCUAAUGUACCUUAUAUUAAAAUUAAUUCUACAAUAUUUAAUUAAGAGGCAGACGACAAAUGUGCUUCCAAGUUCUUUAUUGCAUCAACACCCUUACAGUACCAAGAACACAUCAAACACACCCCCAACAAGGCCAUUUAUUGUGUUACAUUGGUCGAAGAUAGAAGAUUUUGUGUUCUAAAUCUUGCCUCUCACCACCACGACCAGCUGGGUUUUCAAGGGUGUGUCUCCUGUUUGUAUUGUAGAAAUGGUGUUGAUCUGCCACUAGAACUACAAAAACACCCUUAACAACCUGUGUAUUGUAUUAAAAAAGCUGUGUUCUAAAAUGCUGUACUCUCGUUAUGACUAAUUUGCAAGGCCACAGAUGAUUAGCGGAGUUUUCAAGAGUGUUUCUCCUGUUCAUAAUCUGGAAGUGGUGUUAAUCUGCCACUAGAACCACAAAGACCCUUAAAAACUCUUACAAUUUCAAUUUGAGCCAUUUAAAAGCAUAUUUCUCCUGAUAAUAAUGCAGAAAUGGUGUUAAUCUAUCAGUAGAACCACAAAAACACCCUUAAAAACCCUUACAUUCAACUACAGCCAUUUAAAAGUGUGUUUCUACUUUCAAUAAUACAGAAAUGGUGUUAAUCUAUCAGUAGAACCACAAAAACACCCUUAAAAACCCUUACAACUUCAACUACAGCCAUUUAAAAGUGUGUUUCUACUUUUAACAAUACAAAAGUGGUGUUAAUCUGCCACUAGAACCACAAAAACACCCUUAAAACCCUCACAACUUCAACUAGAGCCAGGGAAAUGUUGAAAAUCUUGUCCACUUGUCACCAGAACCACAGCAACACCCUUGGAGAUGCAGUGUGACCUCAGGAGCCUUUGGGAAGCAGUGGUGGUGGUGGUGUGGUGCUGAAAUGGUGUAGAUUUGAAGCCACAAGAUGCUGUAACCACCACCACCACUACCAUUGUCUAGAGAGAGAGAGAGAGUGAGUGAGAGAAUAAUGUUGACUUAUUAUUAAUGUGUACUUAUAUCACUACUACUACUACUAAGUGAAUUGUAAGUGAAUUAAGUGUUUUUUAAUAUUUAGUUUGUGUUUUUGUAAGUAAAAUGAUGAAAUUUUUGAGGACAAAAUGUUUCUUUUGUCAAUAAAUUGUAGAAAUGUA
Molecule: messenger RNA, 3979 nt
Organism: Portunus trituberculatus (swimming crab)
Lineage: Eukaryota; Metazoa; Arthropoda; Malacostraca; Decapoda; Portunidae
Product: nucleolar transcription factor 1-like
Exons: 12
Coding region: 15-2273 (752 amino acids)
Source: RefSeq, a predicted model, not a curated record